CACCUCCAGAUAUUUCAUUUAGUCUAUCUCCCUUCAGCCCGCUCACUGUCUGCAAAUGAUUUUGACCAAGAGUUUCAGUUACAUCAAGAUGACUGAGGACGAAUAUUCCUUUUCUUCGUUUGUCACGACUAUGUUGUCGGCGGGCCCAGCCGCCACCUCUGUCGCUUCUGCCGAUGGUUAUCCGAUCCAGCCUGAUGUUGACUUUGGCAUCGUGCAACUACACAGGACCCUAGAGAAGAUCUUGAGUUAUUUGUUCGACAUUAAAGACCACUGGUCGGAUGAGUCCUUGCGAGGCGAGUCCUACGGAUUAGAGAGAGCAGCCCACUUGCUCUCUGGCGAGUGUGAGAAGCUUCAACCCCUUCAGUACGAUACUUAUGGCCACUAUACCUACGGUCAGCUAGCCAUCUGGGAGGUAGUUCGCACUCUAGUCAAUCGCUGCCUGGACGAAGCUGCCAGUCCCUUGAAGGGCUAUCUCCAUCAAUCGAUCAACCACGAUGAGCCACAGCCCCGCAGCGGCAGUCGGUUUCUCCGUCUACUACAGCAGUACGAAAGCAUGAUUCACUCAGACCACACCCGGAAUUACUUACAAAACGCCGAGUUCAAGGCCUACGAAGCAGCAGCUCUUCUCAAGAGACAAACGGAACAGUUCCGCUCACAGGAGAAUCCUGAUGUCAAGAAAGUGAUUGAAGCGACAGAAAAGGUACGCAAGGGCUGGCGUUUGCUAUCGAGAAACGUGCAUUUCACAGAACGAGCACCAGGUAACAAUCACUUUGUUGGGCAACGGGAGCAGCUAGAGGAGAUCAGGAAGGCUUUCGAGCAACCUGAUACGCCCGUAUCUACUCAGAAGCGCUUCGUUCUUCAGGGCUUGCCGGGGUCUGGAAAGUCAGAGAUGGCUCUCAAGUUUGCUACCGAGCAUCGAGGCCAGUUUUGGGGUGUGUUUUGGAUCGAUGCCAGCAGCAAGACCAAUGCAAAGGCAUCAUAUAUCGAGAUGACCAAAGUUUUUGGCGUGAACUCGACUGAGCAAGCAGCAAAACAUCACUUGAGCACCCGGCAUCCUUAUUAUCCAUGGCUUCUAAUCAUCGACAAUGCCGAUGACGACAAAAUUUCGCUCGAUGAGCUGGCGCCAUCUGGGAACAGCGGCUAUGUGCUCGUCACCACACGGAAUCCCGAGAAGAUUAUUUUUGGUACAGCUGGUCGGAAGUACAUCGAGCUGAGUUCUAUGCAAAAGGACGAUGCCAAUGAGUUGCUCCUUGCCGCCGCGGAUUACAAGAAGAAGAACUACAGUCAAGGAGUUUUGAAAGAGGUUGCAAACAUAUGCCACCAGCUUCAUUACCUUCCCCUAGCGCUUGUGCACGCAGGAAAGGCUAUUCGCCAUCACGCCUUGAAAAUGCGGGAUUACAUGGUCUAUUUUAGGAAGGAAGCCAACAUUAUCCGCGAACGGUGGAGGCAGCGCCGCUUACACCAAGACCUCGACCCUCAAAGUGGUUCAUUGGAAUCCAAAACCUUUGAUGACAACGACAUGUCUGUCUUUGCCAGCUUUGAGCUCUUAACUUUCAGUCAACUCAAUCGGUCCAAUGACGAAAGUUUCACUGAUGCUAUCCAGCUUCUUCAAAUCUUUUCAUUCAUGGACCCCCUGAACAUCAAAGUUGAGUUCUUGGUACAAGCGGCUCUGAACCCGUUUCUAGAAGUCAUCGAAAGAAGAGAGAGCCAGAAGCAGGAGAGCGAAAUUAUACAACGCCUUGGCCUCAAGAGCCGUGCUUCUUGGGCAGAAGUUGUACAGCGAGUCAUCCAAACCGCGUCUAACCUCUCUGUUUUGCCGCCUCUUUUGCCGGAGGCUUUGAAGAAUCCGCAAAAUAUGAACGUGGACGACUUGAGAGGCCAAGUUGAGCAUCGUGUUAACAGCGCUCUGCGCAUCUUGGUGUCUCGAUCGCUUAUUACGAGAGCGACAAGAGACAACAGACAGACCAAGGAUGGCGAAAUAGCCAACGCUGGCGAUGAAAACGAAGAGGAAGAUUCCGUUGUCGGAUACUAUAUGCAUCCUCUUGUACAUGAGUGGAUUCGCGAACGACCGAGCCUCUCAGUUGCCCAGCAAGCUCUAUUUUGCCAAUAUGCAUUGACCGUUCUUUCGAACUCAGUCCGCAUAGUGGGCGGGAACGAUGUUGCGGAUACGGUGUUCCGGAGUGCCUUGAAGCCGCAUAUCGAAAUGGCCCUGAAACUCUCGGAACCGAUCAAAGAACGAAUGGAGACGAAUCUGGCACGCGGGGAAACCGACUGGUGGUACAAAAGAUGGACACGACGGGCAACACAGCUGUUGUCUGGGCCAUGGGAGGGCCAGAUGCAGAUGAGCCAAAAUGCUAGAUUUGGCAAGGUAUUUCUGGAGUGUGGUGCCUUUGAAAAAGGGGAAGGCCUAUUGUCUAUUGUGCACGAUUAUCUCAUACAGCGCCUAGGACCUGAUCACCAACUUGCGAACCUUGCCAAGUUGGGGCUGGCUAAAGCAUUGCUCCUCCAGACACGACGGAAAGCAUCUACCGAAUUGCUGCGGCAAGUGUACUCUUCACGUCGCAAGACAUUAGGAGAGAAGCACCCUCAAACAUUGGAGAUCACGGCAGAGCUUGCCGACAGCGUGCUGGCUUUGGGCCGGAUCUCGGAGUCCUUUGAUCUUUGCAAGCAGGCCCUCGCCGGCCUCGAGCAAGCUUAUGGACCCCACCACCGAAAAACUAUUCACUGUGCCCAUCUAAUCGGGCAUGUUCAUUUCUUCUACAACGAUUUUGAGGCAUCUGUGUCACAACACCGCAAGGUUGCGCGCCUCGUCGAGCGGAAUGCCAACGAGAAGCUGAGGGAUGGAGUUGUCUCUGAGAUAGAGACGCUCAUGUAUCAGGAGCAUCUCGCCGGUGCUUUGAUGACCGUUUCUCGGGGCAAACCAGAGUCAGAUCGUGAGAAGUACUUGGCCGAAGCAGACAAGCUGAGUGGAAAUGUUGUCGAACGGCGUCAACGCAUAUUUGGCCAAUUCCAUCCAUUGACCCUCUACGGGCGAGCCCAACGGGGCCGAAUCCUAGCCACUCGUUCUCAUCAGGAUCCAGAUAAACUGGCCGAGAUCGCUAAGAUGAUGUUAGAGACACUUAAGAUAGCGCAGAGUGAUCUCGGAGAUAGUCAUCUCGGCGUCUUGGCUGGUCAAAAGUGGUAUGCUGAGGUAUUGAUACUGCAGGGCCGCUUGAACGAGGCGGAAAAUUACUUGCGCAAGGCUUGUGACAAAGACAAAUACUCCGAUGCUAGUGAUAUCGAUGGUGAACAUCCGGACAGGAUAUGGCACGUUUGGGAACUCGUACAACUCCUCCAGCGCAAGGGAAACUUGACAGAGGCAUUGGAGCUGUGUCGAGAGCUUCAGGCCAACAUUCAGACUGUUGGUGGACAUGGAUUAGGCCCCCGCCAUCGGUUCAAUAAGCGGCUACUUCAAAGAAUCGAAAUGUUAGAGGCGCAACUAGGAGCAUGAGGGUUUUGCAUGUCCAGAGUGACAUCAGCAGCCAUGAACGACAAGGCAUGCAAUAAUCGAGGUUGGGGAGAUAGCCUAAGA
Colletotrichum phormii is the source of this 3571-nucleotide messenger RNA. RefSeq lists its product as uncharacterized. NCBI's taxonomy places the organism in Eukaryota, Fungi, Ascomycota, Sordariomycetes, Glomerellales, Glomerellaceae. The coding region runs from base 56 to 3490 and encodes 1144 amino acids. The transcript is spliced from 2 exons. Gene Ontology annotation, molecular function: protein binding; ADP binding. The record is from RefSeq and is a predicted model, not a curated record.